This is a messenger RNA of Haliotis rufescens (red abalone), 2005 nucleotides long. RefSeq lists its product as uncharacterized. The record is from RefSeq and is a predicted model, not a curated record. Bases 116 to 1879 code for a protein of 587 amino acids. Gene Ontology annotation, biological process: intracellular cholesterol transport; cholesterol efflux. Gene Ontology annotation, molecular function: cholesterol binding. NCBI's taxonomy places the organism in Eukaryota, Metazoa, Mollusca, Gastropoda, Lepetellida, Haliotidae. The transcript is spliced from 14 exons.
AGAAAUGUGGACCAUGCCAAACGACUGCGUGUUCCGGCCGUUCCUUUUAAUGUCGGACUGGCCGGUUGAUGCAACAUUGUAGUAUUUGAUCAUUUUAUAUUUGUAACAGCUAACCAUGCUUCGCGCUUGUGUGUUAUGCGUGAUUGUCGCCGUGGCCCUUGCCGAUCCGGUUCCUGACUUCAAAGAUUGUGGUUCUGUCAGCGGAAAGAUCAACACCCUUGACAUCACGCCAUGUCCCUCCUUCCCUUGCCAGUUCCCCAAGGGCAAGAACGUCACCGUCUCCAUCACAAUGACAGCGAGUGCCCAGGUGACGACAGCCAAGACGGUAGUCCACGGCAUCAUUGCUGGCAUCCUGACCCCCUUCCCCCUGGCCCAGCCCGACGCCUGUCAGGACAUGACCUGCCCCGUCAACAGCGGCGUCGACGUGACCUACAGCAACAACAUCUUGGUGCAGGAAGUCUACCCUAAGAUCCGCCUGGUGGUCAAGUGGGAGAUCCAGGACCAAUCUGGACAGGACUUCAUCUGCUUCGAGCGCCUGGCCAAGUUCAACCAGGGUGGUCGGCGGCAUAUGACGUUGAGGCACACGUCUCCCUAUCAUGGCCCAUGGUCCCUAUCACGUGUUAAAUUGGGUGAAGUCGUGUUGGACCUGACUCAACCCUUGAAUAUGUUCCUGCAUCUGGCGGCCAUCCUGAUUCUCACUGUGGGGUCAUGCUCGGGAAAUUCCGUGACGGACUUCGGAGACUGUGGCUCGAGUGUUGGUGAAAUCAACAACAUUGACAUAACUCCUUGUGACCACCCCUCCUCCCGGUGUAGAAUUCCCCGGGGCACCAACGCCACUCUCGCCGUCAACUUCACCGCAAAUGAAGUUGUGUUAGACUUGACGCAUCCCUUGAAUAUGUUCCUGCAUCUGGCAGCCAUCCUGAUUCUCACUGUGGGAUCAUGCUCGGGAGAUUCCGUGACGGAGUACAAAGACUGCGGCUCGAGUGUUGGUGAAAUCAACCGCAUAGACAUUACUCCUUGUAAGAGCAGCGUCAGGUGCGGCAUUCCCCGGGGCAUCAACGCCACUCUCGCCGUCAACUUUACCGCAGCUGCACAGAUUACCUCAGCUAAAAACUUCAUAUGGGGAAUUGUUGACGACAACAUGUUCCCAUAUCCGGUUCCGCUGGAUGCGUGCGACCACAUGAAGUGUCCUUUACAGAGCGGAAGCCAGGCCGUCUACAACAACGCAUUCUUCAUUUCUGAAGCAUUUCCUAAGAUAAGAUUUAGUGUCAUCAACACCGACGCCGUGGAAUACCGGACUUCUGAUCUUGUAAGAUUUGGCCAACUGCAAACACACACCGUCAUGAACGUACUCGCCCUCGUCGCUGUCUUUGCGACUUUGAUGUUCAUGGGCCAAGCGGAGCCCAUCAAUUUCAAGAACUGCGAUGCCAAUGGUACUGUGACGUCAAUGGACGUCACCCCUUGUCCCGUGCAGCCGUGUGCCUUUCAUAAGGGCGACGAUGCCAAGGUCAAAAUCUGUUUCAAGUCACCUGCGUCGUCAAGUAACUUGACAGCCGAGAUUGACGGGAUCGUGGCAGGGAUUCCAGUUAAAUUCCCCAUGCCUAACCCUGACGGCUGUUACCAGUCAGGUAUCGGGUGCCCCGUCUCCCAGGGCCAGACCUACUGCUACACCAACAACUUGGCAGUGCUGCCGUCAUACCCCACGAUCCGGCUUGUGGUUAAAUGGUCUCUUUCUGGGGACAACAAGGUCCCUCUAUUCUGCGUUCUCUUCCCCGUGGAGAUAGAUGAUGCUGAGAGGGCGGGCCCUCUGUCCGUCGGGGACACACCCACAGGGGAAGAGGUUGACACGUUCAGUCGUGACGACGGAAGUACUAAGUGACUAUUCCACCUGCAGCUACAGUCCUGGUUCAUCCGCAUCACCAUGGUGACGACGCAGCAUCAGUGUCCUCGGGAGCCUCACACUUCUUGUCUACGCCGGUAGUUGCUGCGUUUGCAUCUUCCCGAG